This is a messenger RNA of Myotis brandtii (Brandt's bat), 940 nucleotides long. It is a transcript of the gene PPIL6, whose product is annotated as peptidylprolyl isomerase (cyclophilin)-like 6. The record is from RefSeq and is a predicted model, not a curated record. Gene Ontology annotation, biological process: protein peptidyl-prolyl isomerization. The transcript is spliced from 8 exons. Gene Ontology annotation, molecular function: peptidyl-prolyl cis-trans isomerase activity. The annotation marks the transcript as partial. Lineage: Eukaryota; Metazoa; Chordata; Mammalia; Chiroptera; Vespertilionidae.
AGGGCCUUCCGAGCGAAGGAAGCCUUCAGAACCUUGCUGGGCACAAAGUGUCUGAAGAGCAAUUUUCCAUCCAAAUUUGAUGAUCCUAUAAUGGUUCCUCUUCAAGAAUUUGCAUGGGAUCAAUAUCUACAGAAGAAGAAAAGGGAACUUAAGAAUGAAGUCUGGGAAUAUUCUUCCAAUGUCAUGUGUUUUAUUAAUGAUCUGCUGCUGGGUGAUGCACUUGAACUUCAGAAAUGGGCCCACAAGGUGUGGGAUAUGAUAGACUUUAAGCCUCCUGCACUUUAUGAGGCACUUACUAUGGAUUUUUCUACUAAAUUCUUAAGCGACACCAAGCAUAAUUUUGUGUUCUUGGAUAUUUCUAUUGGUCUUCAUCCAAUUGGAAGAUUGGUUUUUGAGCUAUACUGUGAGACAUGUCCCAAAACAUGUAAAAAUUUUCAGGUCUUGUGCACAGGAAAAGCAGGGUUUUCUCAAAGUGGCAUCAAGCUACAUUAUGUCGGUUCGAUUUUUCAUCGAAUAGUAAAGAAUGCUUGGGUACAAGGAGGAGAUAUAGUGGCUGGAAAAGGAGAUGGUGGAGAGUCAAUUUAUGGACCAACAUUUGAAGAUGAAAGCUUUUCAGUUCCUCAUAAUAAAAGGGGAGUUCUUGGAAUGGUCAACAAAGGCCGUCACAGCAAUGGUUCACAGUUCUACAUCACGCUACAAUCAGCUCCCUAUCUAGAUAAAAAAUAUGUGGCUUUUGGGCAAUUGAUUGAAGGAACAGACAUUCUUCAACAACUAGAAUUGGUUCCAACAGAGAAUGAAAGACCAAUACAACAAUGUACAAUUAUCGACAGUGGAAAUGUUUAUGCUUGAUUUUCAAAUCAAUAUUUUCUGAGUUUAUUAUGUAUCUGAUCAGCUGUUUCUAGAUUUAAUUAAACCAUGCUUGAUAAAAUGUAAUUUGAAA